Acanthisitta chloris (rifleman) is the source of this 1089-nucleotide messenger RNA. Its product is annotated as cullin-2-like. The transcript has 10 exons. The annotation marks the transcript as partial. The record is from RefSeq and is a predicted model, not a curated record. Gene Ontology annotation, molecular function: ubiquitin protein ligase binding. Gene Ontology annotation, biological process: protein ubiquitination; SCF-dependent proteasomal ubiquitin-dependent protein catabolic process. Lineage: Eukaryota; Metazoa; Chordata; Aves; Passeriformes; Acanthisittidae. Gene Ontology annotation, cellular component: Cul2-RING ubiquitin ligase complex; SCF ubiquitin ligase complex.
AUGUCCUUGAAACCACGAGUAGUUGACUUUGAUGAAACAUGGAACAAACUUCUAACCACGAUUAAAGCUGUUAUUACGUUGGAUUAUGUUGAGAGAGCAACGUGGAACGAUCGCUUCUCAGACAUUUAUGCUUUGUGUGUGGCCUAUCCUGAACCUCUUGGAGAGAGACUUUAUACUGAGACUAAGAUUUUUUUGGAAAAUCACGUACGCCAUUUGCACAAGAGAGUUCUGGAAGCUGAAGAACAAGUACUGGUUAUGUAUCACAGAUACUGGGAAGAGUAUAGCAAAGGGGCAGAGUAUAUGGACUAUUUAUACAGGUACCUCAAUACACAGUUUAUUAAGAAGAACAAAUUGACUGAAGCUGAUCUUCAGUAUGGUUAUGGAGGGGUGGAUAUGAAUGAACCUUUGAUGGAAAUUGGAGAGCUAGCUCUUGAUAUGUGGAGAAAAUUAAUGAUUGAGCCACUGCAGGCCAUCCUCAUUCGGAUGCUCCUCCGAGAAAUAAAAAACCCAAGCACUCCUCCUUCAAGGCAAGCUGAAUAUCAACUUGCGCAUUUUUGUUCCAACACAACAGGAAGCCGACAAGAUCUUGAAUUUGAUCGCUGUGGAGAAGACCCAAACCAGAAAGUAAUCCAUGGGGUUAUUAACUCCUUUGUUCAUGUUGAACAGUGUAAGAAAAAAUUCCCCCUAAAGUUUUAUCAGGAAAUUUUUGAGUGUCCUUUUCUGAAUGAAACAGGGGAGUAUUAUAAACAAGAAGCUUCAAAUUUAUUGCAAGAGUCAAAUUGUUCACAGUACAUGGAGAAGGUUUUAGGUAGAUUAAAAGAUGAAGAAAUGCGAUGUCGGAAGUACUUACAUCCCAGCUCUUAUGGCAAAGUGAUUCAUGAAUGCCAACAGAGGACAGUAGCUGAUCACUUGCAGUUUCUACAUGCAGAAUGUCACAAUAUUAUCAGACAAGAGAAAAGAAGUGACAUGGCAAAUAUGUAUACUCUCCUUCGUGCUGUGUCAAGUGGUUUACCUCAUAUGAUUCAGGAACUACAAAACCAUAUCCAUGAUGAGGGCCUUAGAGCAACCAGCAAUCUUUCUCAGGAAAAU